This is a messenger RNA of Coccidioides immitis RS, 903 nucleotides long. RefSeq lists its product as uncharacterized. Lineage: Eukaryota; Fungi; Ascomycota; Eurotiomycetes; Onygenales; Onygenaceae. Bases 1 to 903 code for a protein of 300 amino acids. The record is from RefSeq and is a predicted model, not a curated record. The transcript has 2 exons.
AUGGCAAGACUCCAAAUUCUCGAUUUGCUCAUCGCACACAAUUGGGAAGAGCUGAAUAAGAAGCUGGAUUGCCUCCUUAAGCAGGGCACUAAUAUCCACUGGAAGGAGGUUUUCCCCGGUGUUUGGGAACAGUACCCUGCUGUGAAGGAAAUCGAGAUUCAGCUGAUUAUGGCGCGAAGUCGUGUUGUCCUUACAUUGUGUGACGAAAUUACUGCCAUCUGUACCGAAGGCUCGCUGCUGGGUGUCCAGAUAAAUGUUUUGUUGGAAAGAUUCCAACUUUGGCCAAUCAGUAGUCUGACCAGGCUUUCUCUCGCAGAAAUUGAUGCGUCCCUCAGUAAGAUUAGGCCCCAUAUAAACCAGUCAAAUCUUGAAUAUAUGGACGAGAAACACGUCAUUAUUCAGGGUGAGCAGUUCGCUGUGAUAAGCGAAUCUACUGGUUUGAAAUUAGGUCGGGCAAAAAGCAUGAUUACUUGUGCCAUGAAGGAGGAGUUUUGUCUCCGUUGUGUGAAGAGAUCUGAAGGCUAUUUAUAUGGCAUUGAGAAAGAAAUCACUACUCCAUGCUCUCGAGGUCAUGGGCUUUUUUGGCUCCAUGACCAAUGGAUGCCAUCUCGGCAGAAAAUAUUUGACCCAGAAGCGGAAGAUCAGCAGCAAUCGACUAUCUGGGACUACUUGUCACCCGACUCUAACUCUUGUAUGACCGAUUUUGCGCACGAGGACGCGGAAGAUCAGCAGCAACUGAGUAUCCGGGACUACUUGUCACCCAGCUCUAGGCCUUUUAUGAUUGAUUUUGCGCACGAGGAUGCGGAAAAUGAUUUCACCCGGAAGAGGCAAAAGAGGCGCUGUGGGUAUGCUAUGGGAUUCCGGAAGUACGGGCAGCUUUUUGACAUCCCGGAUGGCGACUGA